This is a messenger RNA of Acanthosepion pharaonis, 846 nucleotides long. NCBI's taxonomy places the organism in Eukaryota, Metazoa, Mollusca, Cephalopoda, Sepiida, Sepiidae. The record is from the annotation of a GenBank genome assembly.
AUGUCUUGCUUCCUUGUUCGUAAACACCUACAUCGUUAUCCCUCUCCUAUUCGUAUUUUUUUCUAUCUCUCUCUCUAUCUCUCUUGCUCUCUUUCACACUAUCUAUCUAUCUAUCUAUCUAUCUAUCUAUCUAUCUAUCUGUCUACAUUUUUAUUUUUAACCCAUCUACUUUCUCUCAUGUUCUGUUUCCUUGUUCAUAAACCAUUACAUCGUUACCGCCCUGGUCCCCCCCCCUCUCUCUCUCUCUCUCUCUCUCUCUCUCUCUCUCUCUCUCUCUUCCUCCUACACUAUUAUUUCUCUCUCUUUAUCUUUCUCGCUCUAUCUAUCUAUCUAUCUAUCUAUCUUCCCCCCCCUCUCUCUCUCUCUCUCUCUCUUAUCUAUAUUUCUCUCUCUUUAUCUUUCUCGCUCUAUCUAUCUAUCUAUCUAUCUCCUUUUAUUCAGAUCUAUCUAUCUAUCUAUCUAUCUAUCUAUCUCCUCAUGUUUUUAAUUGAAAAUAUACUCGCAUUCGUUGUGUUCUAUCUAUCUAUCUAUCUAUCUAUCUAUCUAUCUAUCUAUCUAUCUAUCUAUCUAUCUCAUUCUAUGCAGAUCUAUCUAUCUAUGCCCAUAGACUAUAUUUUACUGAUAUUAUUCUUUAUCUAUCUAUCUAUCUAUCUAUCUAUCUAUCUAUCUAUCUAUCUAUCUAUCUAUCUAAAUGAUUCACUCACCUUAACUCUCUCUCUCUCUCUCUCUCUCUCUCUCUCUCUCUCUCGCUCGCUCGCUCUCUCUAUCUGUCUGUCUUUUCCAUCAUUCCUUCCUUUUUUCAUUUCUGUCUAUGUAUCUAUCUACCUCAGUCUGAUAGAUAUAUAA